AUGUGCGACGAGGAGGAGACCACCGCCCUGGUGUGCGACAACGGCUCCGGGCUGGUGAAGGCCGGCUUCGCGGGCGACGACGCGCCCCGAGCGGUCUUCCCUUCCAUCGUGGGCCGCCCGCGCCACCAGGGAGUCAUGGUGGGUAUGGGUCAGAAGGAUUCCUACGUAGGUGAUGAGGCCCAGAGCAAGCGAGGUAUCCUGACUCUCAAGUACCCCAUUGAGCACGGCAUCAUCACCAACUGGGAUGACAUGGAGAAGAUCUGGCACCAUACCUUCUACAAUGAGCUCCGGGUGGCCCCUGAGGAACACCCCACUCUGCUCACUGAGGCCCCACUGAACCCCAAGGCCAACCGUGAGAAGAUGACCCAGAUCAUGUUUGAGACCUUCAAUGUCCCCGCCAUGUAUGUGGCCAUCCAGGCGGUGCUGUCCCUGUACGCUUCUGGCCGUACCACAGGCAUUGUUCUGGACUCUGGGGAUGGCGUAACCCACAACGUCCCCAUCUACGAGGGCUAUGCUUUGCCCCAUGCCAUCAUGCGUCUGGACCUAGCUGGUCGGGAUCUCACUGACUACCUCAUGAAGAUCCUCACUGAGCGCGGCUACUCCUUUGUCACCACCGCUGAACGUGAAAUUGUUCGCGAUAUUAAAGAGAAGCUGUGCUAUGUCGCUCUGGAUUUUGAGAAUGAGAUGGCUACGGCUGCUUCUUCCUCCUCCCUGGAGAAGAGCUAUGAACUGCCUGACGGCCAAGUCAUCACUAUUGGCAAUGAACGCUUCCGCUGCCCUGAGACGCUCUUCCAGCCCUCCUUCAUUGGUAUGGAAUCUGCUGGCAUCCAUGAAACAACUUACAACAGCAUCAUGAAAUGUGACAUUGAUAUUCGCAAGGACCUGUAUGCCAACAAUGUCUUAUCUGGAGGUACCACCAUGUACCCUGGUAUUGCUGAUCGCAUGCAAAAGGAAAUCACUGCCCUGGCUCCCAGCACCAUGAAGAUCAAGAUUAUUGCUCCCCCUGAGCGUAAGUACUCUGUCUGGAUUGGGGGCUCCAUCCUGGCCUCCUUAUCCACUUUCCAGCAGAUGUGGAUUAGCAAGCAAGAGUAUGAUGAGGCAGGACCAUCCAUUGUCCACCGCAAAUGCUUCUAA
Eubalaena glacialis (North Atlantic right whale) is the source of this 1134-nucleotide messenger RNA. It is a transcript of the gene ACTC1, whose product is annotated as actin alpha cardiac muscle 1. Gene Ontology annotation, biological process: actin filament organization; actin-myosin filament sliding; vascular associated smooth muscle contraction. The transcript has 6 exons. Bases 1 to 1134 code for a protein of 377 amino acids. NCBI's taxonomy places the organism in Eukaryota, Metazoa, Chordata, Mammalia, Artiodactyla, Balaenidae. Gene Ontology annotation, cellular component: cytoplasm; actin filament; sarcomere. Gene Ontology annotation, molecular function: myosin binding. The record is from RefSeq and is a predicted model, not a curated record.